Molecule: messenger RNA, 2773 nt
Organism: Gigantopelta aegis
Lineage: Eukaryota; Metazoa; Mollusca; Gastropoda; Neomphalida; Peltospiridae
Product: caspase-3-like
Exons: 9
Coding region: 689-2026 (445 amino acids)
Biological process (GO): proteolysis; regulation of apoptotic process
Molecular function (GO): cysteine-type endopeptidase activity
Source: RefSeq, a predicted model, not a curated record
UCCCAGACCAACCGUGCAUCAAGCGAACACUUUACCACUGGACUACGUCCCGCCCAUGAAAAAAAUCCUUUUUGUUAUAUUCAUGCAAAUUUAAAUAUAUUUAGUUAAAUAGUUUAUUAUACUAUCAAGUCAGGUUGAUGAAAUCGAAGCGCUUUGUUGUAAAUUAGAGCGUUUGUUUACACUGUGCAUACAGGAGUUGGUCUGAGCUGACGUCACUUUUCCCCAAGCUGUAGCCCCAAGCUGAUGCCCCAAAAACGAAACAAAAUGGCUGCCCCAAGUUAGCAGGAAUAAUCAUGUUUUUUUAAAUAUAUAAACUCUAAAAUUACGCGUUUUUCAUUUGUUAAAGUGUUAGUAGGGCCUAUGUGUUGGUUGUCCGGGUAUGCAUCUUAAAAAUCAUCAUCUUUCCAACACAUAACGCUCUUGUUUGAGUUGACUGUCCCUUUACUGUGCGUCCUGCACUACUGCCAAAUGUGACUGUCAGAAACAGCAGGCCCACAGAAACCGGGGAGCCACUCCAGCCUCAUUCGAGGACGAAAAUGAUAAUCUACUCUUAUUAAAUCCCUUUUACUGGUACAAAUGUAACUCGCCCGAUGUGCACCAUCAAAGAGGAGAUAAUUCAAUGGAAUUUGUUCACUGUAUCUAACUUGAGAGUGCUAAUGUAGAACAAGCUGAUGUUUGGCUGUAAAGAAUGGAUGACAUCCAGACUGAGGCAAUCCGCCGGUCAAGAGUUUUUUUAGUGAAGACAUUGAUCCUCGAUGUUUUGUGGGAUUAUCUGCUUGAAAAAGGAAUAUUCAAUGAUGAAAUGAAAGAACGUAUCCAGUGUGCUUCUACUCCAAGUGAGAGUAAGCGGAGAUUGAUAUCUGACCUACUGCGAAGACCUAGAGAAGCAUAUGAAGACUUUCUAACAUGUCUGGAUUUAGCUGAUCACAAACAUUGUGCUGACAAGAUCAGAGAGAAUGAGUACCAAGUGAGGCGGGAGCAGGGCUGCCUGUCUGGUGUCCCUGACAACACGCCACAUAACGAGGUGCCAGCACUGUCAUCCUAUUGUCCACCACAAGUGAAUUUAGCAUUGACUCAGGAAGCAACGAGUGACGUAGAUAUGUCUGAUCGCAGCAACACAACACCAUAUAUCUGUAGUCCAACUCCUGACACUGACUGUAAUCCCUCGGAUGGUAUCAGUGCUUAUGCUUUAAACAGACGUGUUUCUAGCAAUAAAGUUUAUGAAAUGGAAUCUAAACCGAGAGGUUAUGUAUACAUGAUCAACAAUCACCAGUUUGAUAACUUUGAUGCUCGAAAUGGAACCCAGAUAGACUGCAGAAAACUAGAAAAGUUGUUCUCACAACUUGGAUAUUUCGUAUCCACUGACCGUGACUUAAAAGCAGAGGAGAUGAAAAGACGUUUAAAAGAAUUCGCCAAGUUUCCAGAAAACCUAAAAGUCGAUUCCUUGAUAGUUGUCAUUCUGUCUCACGGAGAGCAGGAUGAUAUUAUAUUUGGCACGGAUGGUGAAUCUACAAACAGGGGAUUUAAAAAAUACCUUACCAUCAAACAUCUCAAGAGCUGGUUCGGCAAUAGGCGGUGUCCAGAAUUGGAGGGAAAGCCAAAAUUGUUUCUCAUUCAGGCUUGCCGUGGCCAGUCCGAGGACAUAGGCAGCGCAUCGGCUUCUGUCGGUAGCAGUGUACAAAGAGAUGUCGUUGACUUUCCUGCUGACACCACUGCUGAUAUUAUGAAUGAGAGUUCCCUUCCAGAACAGAGUGAUAUGAUAUUUGCACAUUCGUCUGUACCAGGAUAUGUGUCAUACCGUGACCCGGAACAAGGAAGUGUGUUCAUCAAUGCGUUGGUUAAUGUCUUCACCGAGGAAAGUCAUAGAGAACACUUAGCUGAUAUGCUUACUAUGGUCAACAAGAAAAUUGUGGAUGAGUUUCAUACGCCAGAGGGCUUGAAGUGUUUAUCAUCGCCUGUCAAUCAACUCACUAAGAAGUGGUUCUUCAACCUUGACCAAGCUCCCGAGGAGUGGAAUAAACCAUAAAAAAAUUUGGUCAUUUUAAUUGGUUCACUGAAUUCACCAUAUUAAUGACCUCUAAAUCAUUGGACUUUCUUUGGCAACCAUGUUAUGUGUAUCAUAUAAGACUUUUAAACUUUUAACUUUUUAUGAUAUGAGCUAUCAAGAUAUGAUUCUAAGAUACAUAGAUGUGCCUGUAGAAUUAUAGAAAAUGGAUUACCUUAUACUUACACCACUGGCCGUGUUUGUUGAAUUCAUUAUGUCCAUGUACAUAUCUGUAUGACAGUAAUCACUUUUAUUACCCAGCGGUCACUCAUAACAGAAAUACUUCGUCAUAUUUUCUCAGUGAGAAAUAUUCUGCAUUGGUGUAACAUACAAUACUAUUGUUCGAAUUGACACUUACAAACCAAUUGAUGACCUUUUUAGACUUAAAUUUGUAAUAAAAUGUUAUUUUAAUACAAUUCAUUACAGAUUUUUUAACAGCAUACAUGUAUAUAGAACUUUUGUUUUUGAAAAUUAUCUAUGAAUGCGAUUAAAAUAAAAAGUAAUAGAAAUACUCUGAACAGUGUGUAAAGUGGUUUACAUCCUUUCUAUGCAUGUAUGUUUAUGUAUAUUGAAAAUGAAGUCUAUUAGAGAAAACAAUAGCUGGGGUAAAUAGAAUAACAAACUUGGUACCAGUUGUCAUCACAUUUAUGUCCCUCGUGAAAUAAUUUUCAUUUGUCACUUGCUAAAGCUUGUGACAAGUGAACAUUAUUUCACUCGGGACAUAAAUUU